Messenger RNA from Nothobranchius furzeri (turquoise killifish), 2843 nucleotides. RefSeq names its product coiled-coil domain containing 69 (gene ccdc69). The record is from RefSeq and is a predicted model, not a curated record. NCBI's taxonomy places the organism in Eukaryota, Metazoa, Chordata, Actinopteri, Cyprinodontiformes, Nothobranchiidae. Gene Ontology annotation, cellular component: nucleus; cytoplasm. Gene Ontology annotation, molecular function: microtubule binding.
UUUUUUUUUUUUUAUUUAGUCAGAGUUUGAAAGUUGGAAACAGAACCGGAGAAGGACCGGCGUGUAGCGGACAGCAGAGAUCCGAGGAGGAGGGAUGGGCUGCAGCCACAGUAAGAAAAAAAGCAAAAGCAAGAAAGGAGAGAAGCACCAUAACGGCUUCCGGGAUGAAGGAGGUAAAUGUGUUCCAGGUGAGCAGGACGUCUGUCUGGAGAAGCAGCUGGAGCGUUUUGAGUGGCAGCUGAAGAUUUUGAAGGAAGUGUUGUCAGCCAAUGGGUGGUCAGAGAGGGUGGAGCUCUUGAAACACCACGCUGAUGAAGAGGUGCUCACCCUCGUCUUGAGCAUCUUUGAUGAGGUGAAAACUGAGACAACGGCUGACCUGAACGCUCUGCACGAACACAAAAGUAGAUCUGAAGCUGAAGAAUACAGAAGGCAAGAAGAAGAGCUGCAGAAGAGACACGAAGAGGAAAAAUUUCACCUGACCGAAAAGUUUCAGGCAUCUGAGAACAUUUUGAAGAGCAGAGUGGAGGAACUGACAGCAGAGCUGCAGGUCUACAACCAGCUGAAAAGACGAGUUGCUGAAUCCAACUUUAAGAAGAAUUUACAGAGAAACAUUCAGGAACACGGCAGCCCAGGGGAAUUUUGGGAGUCGGAGCAGGAGUCCCUGCUGUUCGUCAUUGAAAUGAAGACUGAGCGUGUGCAGGAUCAAAGCAGGAAGCUGCAGCAGAUGGAUGAACUGGUGGAGAAGAACCUGUCUCUGGAGGACCAGGUCGUCCACGUCCUGCAGCAGAACGAGGACCUGAAAGUUCGGAUUGACAACUGCCAGACACUAAUUCAGCAGUUUUCAAAGGAGCAGCAGGACCUAAAGGCAGCGCUGGAGAAGCAGGUAGCGGUUAACCAGAAGCUUUCUCAGGAGAAAGAGCAACUGAUGUUCAAACUGAGACACAGAGACUCGUGUCCGACCAUCCACCUGUCCACCAUGAUGCAGGAGAUCACACCCAGCUGACCCUGAUGACCCUGACUGCCUGCUUACCGUUGAGACUCAACCAUCUGGGCCCCACUAAAAAGGCUCUGAAUCUGCAUCAGAACUGGACCCGAGUUUAACCACUCCAACCAGACUUUAAAUCUGGAUCAACAGCUGGACUCAAACUCACCUGUCCUAUUUUCACUGUUGACCUCUCUCAGAUCCAGUCAGCACAUGAGAUCAUCCCUAAAUAUUCCUGGACUGCAGAAUCCUCGGUUGGCCUUGGAGCAGGACGCUGCAACUUUCAGAAGCUCAAAAACGCAAACUCUGAUUUAUUAUCUUUCUCUCAGGGAUGUCAGAUUGUUGCUAAUGAUAAAGUUUUUCAGAUGUUUGGAUCUGAUGAAAGUCUUUGAGAUCCUCAUUUAAGGUUCUGGAAGAACGGUGUUGCUGGCUCUUCCUCCUCCCAUCUGUGUGUUCUGCUGGAAAUUUUUUUUGGUUGUUCAGCAGAGUGAAUGAAACUGCAUCCUAUUCUCUGAGCUCAUCCUCAUUCCCAGAAACCAACCUUAAUGCAGGUUUAUAUUCUUUUUCUUUUUGUUUCUAAAACCUGCUGACUCACUGACAUGUUUUUGGAAAUGAACAUCUUUCUGGGUUGUUUCUUUAAGCUUGAACAGGUUAAAUUGAACCACUUCCUGUUGUUUAGAAAACUCAGGUGAUCCACUGAAACUUCAACAGUUUCAGCGAUUUGUAUGAAAACUUUUCUGACUGAACACCAGACCCAGCUGGACUGAUUUAGGGUUUUCUGAACAUUUUGUGUUUGGCCCAUUACAAGUUUUUUAUAUAUAUAUAAAAAUCAUUGCUCAUUGUUACUUUUUAGUGUUUUAUUUUUUUGUUGCCACAUUUCAAGUACUUUCGAAACAAAAUGCCUUCAUCAGUAUUGGUUUUACCUUUUUUAGCUGACAAAUUUUGGCUAACACUGUAUCCAUUCUCAAAACCCCUUUUAGUGCUCUGAGGAUAAAAAGGUUAAAGCAAUUAAAUACUCUGCUUAGAAAUGAACCAAACGAUGGAAUUUGAUGCCUUUAUCAGUGUUUAUCAGACCCAUGAUGUGUUAGCAUGCUAACACUUUAUUUAGCUAAGAUUAGAUGAAUCACACUGCUCUGGUUUCUUUUGGAUUAAUCUGACAAACACAAAAGUGCUAACAUGAAAAUCUUUCUUGACCUUUCUGGUUAAUGUUAACAAUACAGCUUUAGCAUGCUAACAUGCAUGUAUGCUAGCAACAUGUUGUUUAGAGAUUCAAGUUCACUUAUAUCAUGCUGAAACUUUACAGUUUUGGCAGGAUAACCUGCACAUUAAAGAGUUAGAAAGCUAAAACUAUUAUUUGUCAUAAUGUCAGCCAGCAGCAUGCAGUGUCUAACGGUUAUAGAGGAACAGGUCUGUGCGCUAACACAACCUGCUAGCUUCCUCUGUGUUAGCAGCACAUUUUCAUGAAUCUUCAUUUUUCCAUAAUAUUUGUAUUAAUGUUUAUAAUAAUAUCUCAGUUUAAAUUAAAGCAGGAGCUUCUAUGUUAGUAACCAGUGUUUCUGCCUUUAAACUGAGAUUUCUAUUCUGUAUUUUAUGCAUUAUUGUGGAUUUUUGUUGAGCCAAAGAAAAGCAGAUUCAAUGUUUUGUGAGCUGUCGACACGCACCAGCACUUUCAACAGGAUUUUACAGAAAGUCAUUUCAUACACUUGUAUUUGCUUUUUUAGUUUUUUUUUCUCAUUUCCUUUUUUGUGUGUCACAUACGAUGUGUUUAGAAAGAGCAACAAUUUGUAUUCAGUUUCCUGUUGACUUACUGAGUUUUUUGAGCUAUACAGAAUUAAAACCUGUACAUAUGUUGUAUUACUUA